Molecule: messenger RNA, 2493 nt
Organism: Trifolium pratense (red clover)
Lineage: Eukaryota; Viridiplantae; Streptophyta; Magnoliopsida; Fabales; Fabaceae
Product: vacuolar protein-sorting-associated protein 33 homolog
Exons: 22
Coding region: 406-2196 (596 amino acids)
Biological process (GO): intracellular protein transport; vesicle-mediated transport
Cellular component (GO): vacuole; CORVET complex
Source: RefSeq, a predicted model, not a curated record
AGUAAUGGAGUGGAUCCAUUUUCGAGCUUAUCCGUUUUCCUAAUCUCCUUUUCGAUUUCCCACUUACUCUAUAAAUUGCAGAGUUGUCUCCGUUGAAUUUUUUACUCAGAUUAAUUUUCGAAAUCUUUCAUUUAAAAAGAGCGACCUAGUCGGCUACUCGAUGGUGAUUUCUUCUUGACUUUAUUUUCUAACUUAAAAAACAAAAUUUACUUUUCCACCACAACAGCCAAACCAAGGAAUCACUUUUCUUCACUACCAAACAGCAACUAACAGUUUGCAGUUUAGAGAGGAUGCAGAACUCGAAAUGAUGAACACGUCUUCAUCUAUUUGAUUCUCCCUUGAAUCGAAAUUUGAUUUCAAUUUGUGACAACGCAGAAAAUUGUAGCAGUGUUAAUCUAUUUCUCCAUGGCUCAGAUUCCCAACCUAGAUAAUGCUCCCAUCAAUCUCACAUCCAUAAGGGAACAAUCUCAAAAAGAGCUCAUCAACAUCCUCAAGAAUGUUCGAGGAAAGAAGUGUUUGGUCAUUGAUCCCAAGCUUGGUGAUUCUCUCUCGCUUAUCAUACAGACAUCAAUUCUCAAGGAGCAAGGAGUUGAGUUGCGUCAUCUUUCAGCUGAGCCAAUUCAAACUGACUGUAACAAAGUGGUUUACCUUGUGCGCUCUCAGCCUAAGUUGAUGAGAUUCAUAUGCUCUAACAUUCACGACGAUGUAUCUAAAGGACUACAUAGAGAAUAUCAUGUUUAUUUUGUUCCUCGUCGUACUGUUGUUUGUGAGAAAGUUCUUGAGGAUGAGAAAUUACAUCAUAUGAUUACAAUAGGGGAAUAUCCCUUGCAUAUGGUGGCAAUGGAUGAGGAUGUACUAUCGUUUGAACUCGACUUUUCUUACAAAGAAUGCCAAGUUGAUGGUGAUACAAGCUCAAUUUGGCAUAUUGCAAAAUCCAUUCACAAACUGGAGUUUUCUUUUGGCGUGAUACCAAAUGUGAGGGCAAAAGGAAAAGCAUCUGUGCGUAUUGCAGACAUCUUAAACCGAAUGCAAGCUGAGGAACCAGUUAACUCAUCUGAUAUGGCUGUGCCAGAGAUAAACACACUAAUCCUUUUAGAUAGAGAGGUGGACAUGGUUACUCCUUUGUGUACCCAGUUAACAUAUGAGGGGCUACUUGAUGAGUUUCUGCACAUCAACAAUGGUUCUGUCGAGAUUGAUACAUCUAUUUUGGGUCCUCCACAAGAUGGAAAAAAAACGAAAGUCCCACUUAAUUCAAGUGACAAGCUUUUUAAGGAGAUACGGGAUCUCAACUUUGAAGUUGUAGUCCAGAUUUUGCGUCAAAAAGCAACAUCCAUGAAGCAAGACUACACAGAUAUGUCAACUACAACGCAGUCAGUUUCAGAGUUGAAGGACUUUGUGAAAAAGCUAAACUCAUUACCAGAGAUGAGUAGGCACAUAGAUCUUGCUAAGCAUCUAUCAACAUUUACGUCAAAGCCGUCUUUUCUUGGGCAGCUUGAUAUGGAACAUACAAUUAUCGAGGGCGAGAGUUAUGACAUAUGCUUUGAGUAUAUUGAAGAAUUGAUUCAUAAGCAAGAGCCUUUAAUAACAGUCCUACGUCUUCUAAUCCUAUUUUCUAUCACUAAUGCUGGGUUGCCAAAGAAGCAUUUUGACUACUUCAGGAGAGAGCUACUGCACAGCUAUGGAUUUGAGCACAUAGCAACGCUAAGUAAUUUAGAGAAGGCUGGACUCUUUAAAAAGCAGGAGACAAAAAGCAAUUGGCUUACUAUAAAACGUACCCUGCAGCUUGUGGUUGAAGACACUGAUACAGCCAACCCCAAUGAUAUUGCUUACGUCUUCUCAGGAUAUGCACCACUCAGCAUUCGUCUUGUCCAGCAUGCCAUUCGAUCUGGAUGGCGCCCUGUUGAAGAAGUUUUGAAAAUGCUGCCUGGACCUCAUUUGGAAACUAAAAGGGGUGGAUUCUCAAACAGCCCAUCAUUUGAUACUUUGUCUGGGGUUUCAACCAGCAUAGCUAAAGUACCUGAUGGAAGGCGUGCCCUGGUGCUUGUUGUCUUUGUUGGCGGUGUUACAUUUGCGGAGAUUUCUGCGCUUCGAUUUCUCAGUGCUCAGGAAAGCAUGGCAUAUGAUUUGAUUAUUGCGUCAACAAAAAUCGUCAAUGGCCAAACCUUGGUUGAAACAUUCAUGGAAAAGCUUGGUUGAUUAAUGCGCGAGUUUUUGUUUGUCUUUAUCUUUUUGAGGCUUUUCUUGGUUCAGGGAGGCGAGUUAAUCUGACGACGUCAAACCAAUGCUAUGCCUAAGAGAGUUCUUUUAGUAUAUGAUGAAUGAUGAUGCACCAAGCUCUCUGAUGAAAGCUUUCUGGUGCUAAAAAAUCUUCAUGUUGAUUUUGUAAGAGAGAUAGGAAUCUUGGAAUGAUUAGUAUAAGGACUAAUUUUCGCUGCGUUCUUUCAUGUGUUAUUGUUGAUUUUGCUUUAUUUUUAAGUGAUAGUCUUUUACUCA